UGCAGAGUGCUGCAUAAAAGCCGCGUCCUGCUGGCUGUCUCUCUUUCACCCUGUUUUGCUUGGGCUGAUGAGCGCUGAGUCGCUGAGCUUUCAACGUGACUGAGAGGUUUUUGCUUUUGAAAGGGGCCCUGUACGCAAACAACAUUGACUAAAAGAGUCUUUGGAAAUGUUUUUCUUCCACCAGAACGUCCUGAGCCUGUUGCAGUAUGAGCCAUGGGGUACGAUGUCAACCGCUUUCAGGGGGAGGUAGAUGAAGAUUUGAUUUGCCCAAUUUGUAGCGGAGUUUUGGAAGAACCUGUGCAGGCUCCACACUGUGAGCAUGCAUUUUGCAAUGCCUGUAUCACCCAAUGGUUCUCCCAACAGCAGACGUGCCCGGUGGACCGCAGUGUCGUCACUCUAGCCCACCUGCGGCCCGUUCCCCGCAUCAUGCGGAACAUGCUGUCCAAACUGCAGAUCACAUGCGACAACGCCAGCUUCGGCUGCACGGCUGUGGUGCGGCUCGACCAGCUCACCUCCCACCUCAACGACUGCGAACACAAUCCCAAGCGACCCGUGACGUGCGAACAAGGAUGUGGCUUAGAAAUGCCCAAAGAUGAGCUGCCGAACCACAACUGCAUCAAACAUCUUCGCACUGUGGUGUUUCAGCAACAGGGGAAAAUAGCGGAGCUGGAGAAGUCUUCAGCUGAGCACAAACAUCAGCUGGCAGAGCAGAAACGAGACAUUCAACUUUUGAAAGCGUACAUGAGGGCUAUCCGCAGUGCAAACCCAAACCUACAGAACUUGGAGGAAACCAUUGAGUACAAUGAGAUCCUAGAGUGGGUCAAUUCAUUGCAACCUGCUAGAGUAACCCGAUGGGGUGGCAUGAUCUCCACCCCUGAUGCAGUCCUGCAAGCAGUCAUUAAGCGGUCUCUCAUUGACAGCGGAUGCCCAAUGUCUAUAGUCAAUGACCUCAUCGAGAACGCACACGAGAGGAACUGGCCUCAGGGCCUGGCAACACUAGAGACUCGCCAAAUGAACCGCAGGUUGUACGAGAACUAUGUAGCUAAACGGAUCCCAGGGAAGCAAGCUGUGGUGGUGAUGGCCUGUGAGAACCAGCACAUGGGAGAUAUCAUGAUCAUGGAGCCUGGUCUGGUGAUGAUUUUCGCUCAUGGAGUGGAGGAAAUCUUUUAACGCAAAUUUUUUUUUUUUUUUUUUCUCUCCUUCUGAAUUGAAGUUUGUAACGUGAGAAGAAUGCAAGACUUGCCCUUGCCCUCCAGAAUAUCUUUGGGGAGCAGACUUCGACAUGAACAAAGGCUUAAUGCCAAAUUGCAUUAUGGAUUGUUUGACCACCACCUUUGAAGCUCCAGAACUCGCUUAAAGAAAGAGUUUACAGCUCACAGAACCUUAGUCCCAACCUUUUGUAUUUAUUCAUCAAAGAUUUAAAAGCAGAAAGUACAAUUCUGAAUCCAUUCCAGAUGCCAUACAAGAAACCUAACACUUGUGGUGCCUGCAGUGGCUCGUUGUGCUCUAUUUAAUAUCUUUGGUCUUUUCCCCCUUUUUUUGUUUUAAGUAGAAAAUGUUAAUGGACAAUAUUUUUAUUGUAGUAGAUGUUGUUAACACUGUUUCAGUGAACAAUGCAAAACUUUCCGAGAGGUUUUGAGGGAUGAAUUCCUGAGGUUUCUGUAAGAGCAGACCUGCUGGGCAAACUAUAGAUGCUAAUAUUGUAUGCACUACAUGAUGGCUUAAUAUCCACUAAAGCAAUCUAAAAGGCUGAUUUGCUGCAAUGUGUCUAUACUCGGGCAUGAUAUAAAAAAAACUUAUGCAAAAAUCCAAGUGACAGCGUGUAGAGUGAUGUUUAGUCCGUGAAAACAACUUGAUAACGUGAAGUGUGAUCUUUCAUUUUCAAGGCAGAGAAGUAAAAAUUGACACUUUUUAACAGGGCAAGCCAAUUGCAGUCCCUUUUUUUUAUGUUAACCUCUGCCAAAUUUAUUUACUUCAACCUAAUUCCUGCCUUUGAGUUUGCCUUAACUGAACCAAUUGUAAAACUGAAGUCAAAUGAUAUCUAAAAUGGAGUCCUGAUUGCAGAAGUAAAAGUGCUGUGAACCAAUAAACUCUAGGUAGAAUAUGUGUAUGUUUUUUUUUUUUUUUUUUUUUUUAGUUAAAUCUUGCCAUUUGUUUUGUCCACAGAUUAGGAUUGAGAGAGUUGAUGCACGAACUCUCUCCUAGUUUUCCAGCUGAACCAUACAAAUGUGGAACACUGUUUAGCUUCUGUUAGGACUUGGCGAUAAGUCUGUGUGGUAUUGAUUCACUCCUGGGUAGAUUUUACACUUGAUGGAUCUGAACUACUCUCCAUCUAAGACCCUCGUGCGGUGGCACUUCCAGACAAAUCUAUUGUGCAAGUCUUGAAUGUAUAUCGUUUUUGAGCAUCGUGCAUAUAAGAUGUAACAUUUGUUCCAAGAGGGUGAAAAUUAGGUGGCUUAAGUUUCUUGAGGGAUUUAAAUAAUUUCAGUGCUCAGACAAGGUGAAAGGAAACCCCCUUUUUCUAUUCUUAGUGGUUGCACCUGAGGAAGUUUGUGACUUCUAUUGAAGGGUCUACCACUGUUAUGGACUCUACUGAGAUGUGAAAUAACCUUUCCAGAAAUCUUUCAACUUUUUUUUUUAAACGGUGAACCUUGGCUUUUGUCUGAUUUUUGGGCUUUCAGUCGGCAGAGAAAUAUUUUAUCCUACACUUUUUUGGGGCAAAAAAAGAAAGAAAUAUUGGAUGGUUUAAAUUAAAUGUAGGUUUGUACACAAGUUUGCAGUAACUAGAAUGUUUCAGCUUCUAAGCAUUGCAUAUUCUUGACCAGUCUUCCCAUCCUUUGAUCCUAUUUCUACAAGUUUUUCUUUUUUCUCUCUUCCCUCUUUGUGGUAAUUUAAGCCAUGCAAAAGUAGUGUUGAUGACUUUUAUAUUUGGAAGCUUUGCAUCCUGUCAGAUGGCACAUGACCACUUUUGGCCCAGUACUCUGGCCUACUGUGACUGAGGGGAAAACCCUGUAAAGUUAAUUUUUCUUUUGCGGGGGGACGGUGUUGAGGAGGGCUGGGCACUUGUAGUGGAGGAAAGAAACGCUCAGUCUGCCUUAGUUGGUCUUGUGCAGAAAAUUGGCCCCUAGAAGUAUUACUUUAAUCUCAACUGUACAUCCUUUGCCUAGAAUUGCAGUCCUUGCUCCAGUGUUUUUUGCUUUGCAGCCAAUGGCCUUUUGAAUUAAAUCCGUCCUUAUGGAAACUAUGGCAGUGUGAAUUGCUGUUCAUAACAAGCUUGCAUUCAUUUUGACCACGGGGAAUUCUGUUGUGAUGAAUGUGUGGCACUUUGCAUUCCUGUAACUUCAUCACUUGGGGAAUAUGCCAGAGUAUCUCUGUCUGUCUUCUCGAUGGUGGAGUGCAAACCUGCUUUUCUGCGCUUGAUUUCAGUGGGGCUGUUUAGAUUUGAAGGCAUUUCUGUAAAUGUUGGCAUGCGGGUUUAGACUUGUCAGCGUGCUUUAAUGCUGGAAAGUGGUCGGGAGCAAAAGGCCUGAUGUCUUUUUCUUCACAGUGUGAGGUUCUGGGUAGGGAGGGCCCUCCUUCUAGCCAUUCUCUUGGAGCUAUCUAAUAGUCUUUUAUUCAUUAGUUCAAAUCAUCAUUUCAAAACAAUAGUAGAUUUAAUUAUUUGGUCACACGGGAGUAAAUCUCUCAAACCACACUUGAAACUUUGGCCAUUCCAUUAGUCUUAAAGACUAUGGUGCUGGUUAUGCAGUAGUUGAUAUAAAUGGUUAUCUAUUGGAUACUGUACAUGGGAAGAUGAAUGGUAUUAGAAACUGUUUCCGUGCAGUAAAAAAAGAUAAAAUGAGCAAUCUUGUAUGAAGUGUUACUUUCUUUUUGUUGCUCUGGAAAACAAUUCAAUGCUUUGUUUUAAUUUUAUAAAAUAUAUAUGUAUUGUCUGUCUGUGUGUGUGCGCACCUUUUUAAAGUGGACCUCUUGGGUACACCAGUUAUUUUGUGACUUGGAGAAGUGUUUGAAGUCCAGAAUUGUCACCUGUAGCUGAUUAAUUGUGUUGUAUUUUGAAAAGCUGUGGCACUUGGUAUUAAUGAACGAAACACUUUCUAAAAAAAUAUAAAUUAUCUGGAAAUAAAACUCCAUCGUAUGCA
Leucoraja erinaceus (little skate) is the source of this 4139-nucleotide messenger RNA. It is a transcript of the gene rnf41, whose product is annotated as ring finger protein 41. Bases 214 to 1170 code for a protein of 318 amino acids. The record is from RefSeq and is a predicted model, not a curated record. Gene Ontology annotation, biological process: tumor necrosis factor-mediated signaling pathway; positive regulation of JNK cascade; protein K63-linked ubiquitination. Gene Ontology annotation, cellular component: plasma membrane signaling receptor complex. Lineage: Eukaryota; Metazoa; Chordata; Chondrichthyes; Rajiformes; Rajidae. Gene Ontology annotation, molecular function: zinc ion binding; ubiquitin protein ligase activity. The transcript has 6 exons.